Messenger RNA from Schizosaccharomyces japonicus yFS275, 1842 nucleotides. RefSeq lists its product as hypothetical. The coding region runs from base 1 to 1842 and encodes 613 amino acids. The transcript has a single exon. NCBI's taxonomy places the organism in Eukaryota, Fungi, Ascomycota, Schizosaccharomycetes, Schizosaccharomycetales, Schizosaccharomycetaceae. The record is from RefSeq and is a predicted model, not a curated record. Gene Ontology annotation, cellular component: membrane. Gene Ontology annotation, molecular function: palmitoyltransferase activity; protein-cysteine S-palmitoyltransferase activity; acyltransferase activity.
AUGUCACAUUCCCAUACACCUUCUGCCAUUAUAUCUCAAAUGCGUCCUUCCACACCAACACUCUCUUCCUCCACUCCCACUGCAUCUUUCUCAGCUAGUCGAUGUUAUACACCUGUCACUCCUUUCACCAAUCCCCUCCACAUUUCCAUUUUAGAAAACAACUACCACUCCUUCACACGCCAGCUCCAACUAAACACGGCAAUAGAUGACAACUCCAAUCCCCUGCAGGCUACACCUCUUCACGUCGCUUGCAAGCACGGAAACCUCAAAAUAAUUAACUCUCUUUUGGAACACGGUGCCUCGCCGACCAUCAAAGACUACCAAGGCUACUCUCCCUUCCACCUUACUGUAACCUCCGGAAACACACUCGCUGCACUACUAUUCCUCCCGUACUUACCCUCCCUAGACGAUACGGAUGCCGAGAGCCACACUGCCCUAAUGUGGGCUGCCUACACACGAAACUCCACACUCCUAGCAACACUUCUUAAAUACGGCGCAAACCCAUAUCCCACAGACGACAGUGGUUUAACAACACUCCAUUGGGCACUCGUUGGAGGAAACGCUGACUGCAUACACUUGCUAUUAACACAUGCACCUUCUUUAGCGCAAAACCUAGUACUUGGUCUUGCUCCAAGCAUUCAAACCCUGACUCUGCAACCGCAUUCCCUCUACGCUUUCAAAAACGCUUCUCGCGGUACACCGUUUUAUGUUACGCACUCCAACGACUUAAACCCAUCUCUCAUCAACGUUCAUCGAUACACUACCUUUUACUACACUCUGUCCACAUACGUUGGACGAGCUAUUGAGCUUCUUCUAAGUCCCCUUUUAUGUACAACGACCAUAUUAUACUUCGCAUACUGCCCACUCAUACUUGCUAUAAUACUGGCUCCAAUUACGAUUUACUUUAUAUACACCCCGCUCACACACUUUCUAUUGCAGCACAGUUACAAAACAGCUAUAACCUUAGAAACUCCAUUCUUUGCUUCUUUUUGUUCCUAUCUUCUGUUAUUUGCACUCACUUUUCUUUUCUUAAUACUUUUACCAAAAACAUUUACACAAAAUAAACUGCUCGGAUCUCUUACGACAGCAUUCCUUCUUUUUGCAACAAUAAGCUACAUUCGAACUUGUUUACAAAGCAAAACUCAACUGCCUCUACCUGAACGAACAGCACUUAAAAACUCUAUAAAUGAGUCAUUAGACAGAAACUGUUUCGACACUACCAACUUUUGCGUUUCGUGUAACACUACAAAGUUUCCAAGAACACACCAUUGCCGGAUUUGUAAUGUCUGCGUUGAAGUUUUCGACCACCACUGCCCUUGGUCUAAUUCCUGUAUCGGAAAACGGAACCACAGAACUUUCUUCCUUUUUAUUUUUUCUCUCUCUAUCGCUAUCCCUUUGUUUAUAACGCUUUCACUCCGUUACGUCAAUCUAAUACCAACAAACGAGAAGUACGACAACACCCACUGCUUUAUUAACCUUUGGAACCUUUGUGACUACUCGAAGAAGAACGGAGUACUUGUGGCCUUUGAUGCCAUUGUGAUAAUAAACUGGUUAUGGGUUCUGGUGCUUCUUUUUAACCAGAUAUGGAGUAUAUCUUUUGGAAAAACUACUUUUGAGUUACGAAAACAACGUUUACAAUAUUCCUCCAGAAUGUCACAGGCACACUCGACCGACCGCUCUCGAUUACGCGAAUUGGCAAACCAAUGCGUUUCGCUAGUAGGACUUGAUCAACUCCAGAAUAUCCGUACAACAUUCGUUAAUGCAACAACAAAACAAACGACUUCACUACUGUCUUUUUCUGCGAUAAAAAAGAAUUGGACUGAUUUUUUGACAGGACGGUGA